Molecule: messenger RNA, 1882 nt
Organism: Panicum virgatum (switchgrass)
Lineage: Eukaryota; Viridiplantae; Streptophyta; Magnoliopsida; Poales; Poaceae
Product: probable transcription factor GLK1
Exons: 6
Coding region: 230-1615 (461 amino acids)
Biological process (GO): positive regulation of DNA-templated transcription
Cellular component (GO): nucleus
Molecular function (GO): DNA-binding transcription factor activity; transcription cis-regulatory region binding
Source: RefSeq, a predicted model, not a curated record
GCUUGUGGUCGACAUGCCUUCUCCCUUCACCCCUAAUACUCCCCUGAGAGUACUGAGUAGCCAUCGCACCAAAUGGUCAGUGUUAGCUCCCUCAACCGCAGGAGCGCAAAGGAAACAUUACAACAACCAACCCUAACGGGCCUUUCCUUCCACUGCUGCACUGCAUUUGCGAGCUAGCUGAUAAAUCAAGUGUACCUAUAGUGGCUACAGGUUGGACACUUGCAGUGAGAUGCGUGUGGUUGCGGUGUCGUCGCCGGUGAGGUGUGCCGAUGUGGAGGAGUGCCGUGGAAGCGCCGGCAUGGAGAUGGAGGAGAUUGGGCCGGUGUCGGACGACCUGGAUUUCGACUUCACGGUCGAUGAGAUAGACUUCGGGGACUUCUUCCUCAGACUAGAAGAUGGAGAUGCGCUGCCGGACCUUGAAGUCGAUCCUGGCGAGAUCUUCACCGACUUCGAGGCAAUCACCACCGGCAGCGAUGGUGUCAUGGACCAGGAGGUGCCCAGCGUCCAGCCCUUAGCAGAUGCGGUGCAGUUAGAUGCUGUAGAUCCAUGCAGUAGUGUUCUUGGCGAAGAGAAUACGACCCUCGUCGAUGUGGAAGAAGAGAAAGGAGAGUACUACUGCAACCAUGCUGAGGAUGUGGUAGCCGGGACUAAUGGUAACUUUGGGGGAGGCGGUGGAACCGUGUUGGCUGAGGAGAAGUCGCCGUCUUCUACGACAUCGUCAUCGCGGGAGGCUGAGAGCCGGCACAAGUCUACCACCAAGCACUCGCAAGGGAAGAAGAAAGCAAAGGUGGAUUGGACGCCAGAACUCCACCGGAGAUUUGUUCAAGCGGUAGAGCAGCUGGGCAUUGACAAGGCAGUGCCGUCGAGGAUACUCGAGAUCAUGGGGAUCGACUCCCUCACGCGGCAUAAUAUAGCGAGUCAUUUGCAGAAGUACCGGUCUCACAGGAAGCACAUGCUAGCAAGGGAGGCGGAGGCAGCGAGCUGGACCCAGCGACGGCAGAUGUACGCUGCCGGGGGAGCCCCUGCCGCCGCGAAAAGACCCGAUUAUUCCAACGCAUGGACUGUGCCAACCAUCGGCUUCCCUCCUCCUCCUCUGCCACCUCCUCCUCAUCCGAUGCAGCACUUCGGAAGACCGUUGCACGUCUGGGGCCACCCAACCCCUGGGGUGGAGUCGCCCCGCGUGCCAAUGUGGCCACGGCACCUCGUCCCGCGUGCCUCGACGCCGCCGUGGGCUCCUCCACCGUCUGACCCGGCGUUCUGGCACCACCCUUACAUGAGGGGGCCUGCACAUAUGCCGGGCCAGGUGGCUCCCUGCGUGGCAGUGCCAAUGCCAGCCGCGCGAUUUCCUGCUCCACCGGUGAGGGGUGUUUUGCCAUGUCCACCUCCAAUGUACAGACCUCUCGUUCCCCCAGCACUAGGAAGCAAGAGUCAGCAAGAUACGCAGCUCCAGCUACAGAUACAACCAUCAAGUGAGAGCAUAGAUGCAGCGAUCGGUGAUGUUUUAUCGAAACCAUGGCUGCCACUGCCCCUUGGCCUGAAGCCACCUUCAGUAGACAGUGUCAUGGGCGAGUUGCAGAGGCAAGGUGUAGCAGAUGUUCCUCCAGCUUGUGGAUGAUCUCUGCGAGAUGGAUGAUCGAGUCCUCCAUCAUAGCUGCUCGUCCCCUCAGUCCAACAAAAAGAAUUUGUCGACAUCCUUUUUUUUUCAUUUUCACGAACCAUCUAUAUGGAGUAUGGACAAUUCUCCUAACUUGUGCAUGGUUAGGAAAAAAGACUACAGCCUUCAACCUUUGUGAGAAAUUAAUUAACCUGAGGACAUCCAUGUCACUAUGCUGUGCUGUUUGUCAGAAUAAUGAAGUCCUGGAAACUCUACCUCCGAUUUUCA